Messenger RNA from Chrysochloris asiatica (Cape golden mole), 2601 nucleotides. It is a transcript of the gene PRSS36, whose product is annotated as protease, serine, 36. Gene Ontology annotation, biological process: proteolysis. The transcript has 14 exons. The coding region runs from base 1 to 2601 and encodes 866 amino acids. Gene Ontology annotation, molecular function: serine-type endopeptidase activity. The record is from RefSeq and is a predicted model, not a curated record. NCBI's taxonomy places the organism in Eukaryota, Metazoa, Chordata, Mammalia, Afrosoricida, Chrysochloridae.
AUGAAGGUAAGACAGCCGGGACCCAGCUGUGAACACAGGAAGAUAGGAGGGGUAGCGUGGGUGCUGGCAGCGGGGCUGAGAGGGCAGGACAUUGAGGAAGAGGGAGCUGUGAGUCCUACCCAAGAAGAGCCUGAAGAUCUGGACUGUGGGCUCCCAGAGCCCUCUGCCCGCAUCAUAGGAGGCUCAGAUGCACGACCAGGCACCUGGCCAUGGCAGGUGAGCCUGCAUCAGAGUGGGGGGCACGUCUGCGGGGGCUCCCUCAUCGCUCCCUCCUGGGUUCUUUCUGCUGCCCACUGUUUUGUGGAGAACGGGACCUUAGAGCCCGCAGCCCAGUGGUCGGUUCUACUGGGUGUACACUCCCAGGAUGGGCCCCUGGACGGUGCGCACGUCCGCGCAGUGGCCGCCAUCCUGGUGCCGGAAAACUACAGAAACGUGGAACUGGGCGCCGAUUUGGCCCUGCUUCGCCUGACCGCGCCUGCCAGACUGGGUCCUGCGGUGCGACCCGUCUGCCUGCCGCGCGCCUCGCACCGCUUGGCUCACGGCACCGCUUGCUGGGCCACCGGCUGGGGGGACAUCCAGGAGGCGGCUCCUCUGCCAUUACCCUGGACACUACAGCAAGUGGAAUUAAAACUGCUGGGAGAAGCUGCUUGUCAAUGUCUCUACAACCGGCCUGGCCCCUUCAACCUCACCUUCCAGCUAUUGCCAGGGAUGCUGUGUGCUGGCUACCCAGAGGGCCGUAGAGACACUUGCCAGGGUGACUCUGGGGGGCCCUUGGUCUAUGAGGAAGGUGGACGCUGGUUCCAGGUGGGAAUCACCAGCUUUGGCUUUGGCUGUGGACGGAGGAACCGACCAGGAAUCUUCACUGCUGUGGCUCCCUAUGAGGCAUGGAUCCGCGAACAAGUAAAGGGUUCAAAACCCGGACCUGCCUUUCUUGCCCAGCCCCAAGAACCCCAGCCAGGUUCCCCGGAGCCCACAGAGGAGAACUGCACCAUUGCCCUGCCAGCUUGCGGGAAGGCCCCUCGGCCAGGAGCCUGGCCUUGGGAGACCCGGGUGAUAGUGCCCGGUUUCAGACCCUGCCAUGGGGCGCUGGUUUCCGAGAGCUGGGUCUUGGCACCUGCCAGCUGCUUUCCAGACCUUAACGGCCCAGACAACCAGUCCCGCGACCUUGACGCCUGGCGAGUGCUGCUGCCCUCGAAUACGCGCGCGGAGCGAGUAACUCGAUACGUGCCGCACGAAAACGCCUCGUGGGACGACGGCUCAGACCUGGCGCUGCUGCAGCUGCGCGCACCCGUGAACCUAAGUGUGGUCCCUCGGCCCGUGUGCCUACCCUACCCGGAACACUAUUUCCUGCCCGGGAGCCGCUGUCGCCUGGCCCGUUGGGGCCGCGAGGAGCCCACAUCCAGCCGUGGUGCGCUGCUGGAAGCGGAGCUGUUGAGCGGCUGGUGGUGUCAAUGCCUCUACGGCGGCCAGGGGGCGUCAGUGCCGCCGCCCGGCGACCCGCCACCCGCGCUCUGCCCAGUCUACCAGGAGGAGGAGGAGGCGGGCCGCUGUUGGAACAACUCUCGAUGGAGCCUUCUGUGUCGGGAAGCAGGAACCUGGUUCUUGGCUGGCAUCAGAGAACCCUCCAGUGGCUGCCUACGUCCGCGAGCCUUCUCCCCUCUGCAGCCUCACAGCCCAUGGAUCAGUCAUGCGACUCGGGGAGCCUACCUGGAAGACCAGCUGGCCUGGGACUGGGGCCCUGAAGGGAGAGAGACAGAGACACAGACUUGUCCCCCACACACAGAGCAUGGUGCAUGUGGCCUGCGACCAGAGACUUCUCAGAUGGGGGCCCUAUGGCCAUGGCUGGCAGAGGUGCACGUAGCUGGUGACCAAGUUUGCACUGGGAUCCUAGUGGCCCCAGGCUGGGUCUUGGCAGCCACUCAUUGUGUCCUCAGACUGGGCUCUACAACGGUGCCCUAUAUCCAAGUGUACCUGGGCCGGGCAGGGGCCAGUCCCCUCCCACAGGGUCACCAGGUGUCACGCUUGGUCAUCAGCAUCCGCCUGCCUCAACACCUGGGACUCCGGCCCCCUCUGGCCCUUUUGGAACUGAGCUCCCGGGUGGAACCCUCCCCAUCAGCUCUGCCUGUCUGCCUCCACUCAGGAGGCAUCCCUCUGGGGGCCAGUUGCUGGGUGCUGGGCUGGAAGGAUCCCCAGGACCGAGUCCCCGUGGCUGCUGCUGUCUCCAUCCUGACCCCACGACUCUGUCACUGCCUCUAUGAGGGCCCUCUGCCUCUGGAGACUCUCUGUGUCCUAUAUACAGAGGGGCAGAAGGACAAAUGUGAGGUGACCUCGGGACCCCCACUUCUGUGCCACACUGAAGGAGGCUCCUGGAUUCUCAUGGGCAUGGCUAUUCGAGGGAGUCAGGAGCUGUUUGCUGCCGUUGGACCUGAAGAAACCUGGAUCUCCCAGACAGUGGGAGAGGCCUACUUCCUGCCCCCAAGUGGCUCUCCCAACUGGCCUCCUGAGGGCAGUGACCUCUGUCCUCCAGACAUGGCCAGGGCCUCAGGUCCCCCUAGGGCUGCUUUCUUCCUGCUGCUGCUCAUCUGCCUGAUCCAGUGCUGA